Fusarium fujikuroi IMI 58289 is the source of this 312-nucleotide messenger RNA. RefSeq lists its product as uncharacterized. The transcript has a single exon. Lineage: Eukaryota; Fungi; Ascomycota; Sordariomycetes; Hypocreales; Nectriaceae. The record is from RefSeq and is a predicted model, not a curated record. The coding region runs from base 1 to 312 and encodes 103 amino acids.
AUGGCCCAGGACAAGUUUCAGCUUAAUGUCCACCCUUGGCGCGAGGUACCACUGAUGCGCGCUACCGGUUACCCUCUGUUCAUCAUAAGCAUGUUACGAUUCACCUCUGCUAUUAUCGCUACUGGCAGAAGACGUGCUAAGUACAAUUAUACAUUCCAAGACAGAGACUCAAAGGGCUCGGGGAUCUUCGCAUAUCCUCAGCCUGUAUCCGACGAGCGCUAUGUUGACUACGGCCUCGCUAGGUUUGACAGGCAAGCACACACUGUCGAAUCUCUAAUCUACGUCUAUCUCAUUCUUAGCUUGGUCGAUUGA